GACCCUUCAAGGCAUACAAAAAAAUAGCGAGGCUUGGCGACCAGAAAUUUCUCUAAUUUAAUCUCUUUACUGUGUAUUUUAAGUCAAAUCACUGUUCGCGUUUCUUUGCUGAAAUGUGUCACGUGAUAACAGUUUCUUUUCACAGCGCUAGUCAGUCUGGACCAAUAACAGUGAUCUGCAAUCGCUAGAGAUCACGUGCUCGUUGCUUUUACAGAGAUUGAUGCGCACUUACCGUUUCGUUUAUGUCUUGUAUUAUUAACUGGAAUUAAUAAACUUAAAUGAAUAUACGUUUUAAAUGUGAUGAUGUUUUCACUGAGACAAAAAACCGUCCGAAAAUUGGCUUUUGAGCCACCGCGCGCCCCCUGGAGGAACCAGUCUUUCAGUGUAAUCACAAACAGACAGUCACAGACAGAAGCGCUUGCUGACCAGUGAGUGAUACGGAAGUCUGUUUUCAGGUGUGAAAUAUGGAGUGUAAGCUGGCUGAGUUCAGAGCACGCAAGAAAGCCCAGAAACCUGCUGAUCGUGUGAUCCAGAGAGAAACGAAAGCAUUAAGCGAUGGUUCUCCAGCAGUGUGUCCUGACACCCCAGAACAGAAGCCCAACACCUGCCCUCAGAGUCCACACACUCAGGAUCACAGUCAUUAUUUGUUGAAUACUACAUGUGUUCGUUGGCUUCAGCGAGUGGCCCUCGCCCAUCUGACCCUGAUUAAAGUGCUGCUGUGGCUCGUGCUGCUGGGGCUUUUUUCAGAACUUGAGUUCGGCCUGCCAUUUUUUAUUAUAUCGUUAUUCUACUGGCUCUAUGAGGGCCUUCGAAGCCCAAAAGCCCGACAACCUGGAGAAAUGAGUGCGUACUCCGUGUUUAAUCCAGACUGUCAGCCCAUCCUGGGAACUUUAACAGCCGAACAGCUGGAAGGAGAGAUGGGAUACAGGCCAGUGGCCAACGGGUGAACGUGUGUGUGGAAUGUAGAUCUGUGAAGUGCACUUGGAAAACUUGUUUGCAUUAUAUUAAUGUGUCUUAGUAAUGAUCAGUUUACCUGUAUUCACAUGAAACAAAAUUCUUUAUUUUGUUGAUAUAAAGAUGUACACCUCCUUCUGAGUUUGAAUAAAUCAUUUACAGUUUAAUCUAUCCAACAAAUAAAGAUAUGUCACAUAUUUUUAGUCAACACUCUUAUCCAAAUUAAUUCAUGGACUGGACUUCCUCGAGGAAGGAUUCUCGGAUUCAAAAAACAUACUUUACUAAUUAAAGUUCAGAGAUAAGACAAAGGUCCUCAUGUUGCUCCCAGUUAGCUGGACUAUCACUAAAACUUUGUACUGUAAUCAACUGAAUCCCUCUUUCUGUAAACAUUGCAUUUAUUGAAAUUAUUUUCUAUUAAAGGAUUGACGGUUGCAUGUGA
Messenger RNA from Cyprinus carpio (common carp), 1393 nucleotides. RefSeq names its product SAYSvFN domain-containing protein 1-like. The record is from RefSeq and is a predicted model, not a curated record. NCBI's taxonomy places the organism in Eukaryota, Metazoa, Chordata, Actinopteri, Cypriniformes, Cyprinidae.